AUGAGUCUACAGAAGCUCAAAAUUGACUGCGAAGAGGGCCUUCUCGACACCGCAAUCGAGGCCGCGAGGAAGGCUUUGAGUCAGUCGGACUCGAAUCGCAGCAGAGCGUCCUACGUUCGACGCGUUAUGGACGAGAAAUAUGGACAAGCCUGGUGCUGCGUAGUAGGCAGAGAUUUUGGCAGCGAGCUGCCCUAUCUUCCCAAUCACUUUGCUUUCUUCACCGUGGACAACGUCUCAUUCCUCGUUUGUAAAAGCUCGGAGAAUGUUAUAACUUAA
This is a messenger RNA of Echinococcus granulosus, 276 nucleotides long. RefSeq names its product Dynein light chain 1, cytoplasmic. The record is from RefSeq and is a predicted model, not a curated record. The transcript has 2 exons. Gene Ontology annotation, molecular function: dynein intermediate chain binding; dynein light intermediate chain binding. NCBI's taxonomy places the organism in Eukaryota, Metazoa, Platyhelminthes, Cestoda, Cyclophyllidea, Taeniidae. Bases 1 to 276 code for a protein of 91 amino acids. Gene Ontology annotation, biological process: microtubule-based process. Gene Ontology annotation, cellular component: dynein complex.